UUACUUCCUGUUUUCAUUUUUUUCAUGUGACAUCUGAGAAAAUUCAUCUCGACAGUAGGAAAAAAACUUCAGUGCUGCCACGUCAGGAUUACAGCUCUAGAUAAACACCUGGCCGAAAUCCCAAAGACACACCACAUAACCAGAACAGAAGAUAUCAGCCCAGCGUGAGGUUUCUUCAGACAUGGAGAGCAAAUACAACUUGAAGAGCCCAGCUGUGAAGAGGCUGAUGAAAGAAGCAGCAGAGCUCCGCGACCCAACAGAACAUUAUCACGCUCAGCCACUGGAGGACAACCUGUUUGAGUGGCACUUCUCCGUUCGAGGACCUCCAGACUCUGAUUUUGAUGGCGGAGUGUAUCACGGUCGGAUUGUGCUGCCCCCUGAAUACCCCAUGAAGCCCCCCAGCAUCAUUCUGCUCACUCCCAAUGGACGGUUUGAGGUUGGGAAGAAGAUCUGCCUGAGCAUUUCCGGUCACCAUCCAGAGACAUGGCAGCCAUCAUGGAGCAUUCGGACAGCCUUGAUAGCAAUCAUUGGAUUCAUGCCAACUAAAGGUGAAGGAGCGAUAGGAUCUCUGGAUUACACUCCUGAGGAGAGAAGAGCUCUCGCUAAAAAGUCUCUGGAUUUCUGCUGUGACGCAUGCGGCAGCUGUAUGCGCUCCGCUCUGCUAGCGCUCUCUCCUGACAGUGACCCGCGACCUGUUGACCCUCAGGCACACAGACUGGCACAACAGAUCAACUUCAAGGCUGAAUCCAGCUCAUCGGCUGCAGACAGCGGCAGUUCAGUGGAAGCGGCUUCCAGUAACAGUGAGAGCUCGUCUACAGCAGAGAGAGACACCGAGGACACGGCAUCCGCUGAGCAGGCCGAGUCAUCAUCUGUGGCUCCUCAGACGUCAAGCGAGGGUCCGUCCGUUCCAGCGGCUCCGAGUCCACGUCAGCGGCGCUCGCAGAACCAGAGCCAGUCCCCCAGAUACCCGGCGUUCACGGCGUCCCCCGCUGCCCAGCUCCCCCCGCAGGACGCCAGUCACACGGGCUCGGCCGUCCUCAUCGUUCUCCUCACACUCGCGCUAGCUGCGCUCAUUUUCCGCAGGAUCUAUUUGGCCCACGAGUAUAAGUUUGAUUACGAGCUAUGAACUCUUCCUACAGCACUUGAUACAUAUCCAGCUCACCCUCGGUCUCUUGUUUGUCCUUCCUGGACAGAGCUUUGUGUCUUCAGAAGGGGAUGUAUUCGCAGAACAAAACCUGAAGGUGCAAAUCUUAGUACGCUUGUCAAGAACACGUCAUGGUCUGAUUUCACCCCAAAAAAUGCAAAAUGUUAAAUUAUAUGUCACAUGAAGACAGUAAAGUCUGUUUUUGGACCAUUAAGAUUUUUUGUUUGUUUGUUUGCGUUGUAAUGUUUCAUGACCAUUAUUCCACUCAAAAAGUCAAUUCUUAUUACUGUAAUGUGUUCUUAAUACUGUAAUUAUAUAUGUACUAUUUUAACUGUGAAGUAUUUAUGCAUCAUGGUAGUAAUUGUACUGCCUUUUAUUUUAAGAAGAUUUUAUUUUUUAGAAAAAGCAGCUCAUCUGGACACAUUACUGUAAUGAGAUUGUUUUGCAUGUAAUAAGAAUUUGGGCUGAAUGUUCCUGCUUUCUUUAUGCAAAAUACAAUUCAUAAAAUUAAAUCUCAUUUUAGGGUGAAAUAUGACUUAAGACAUGUUUAUAUGUGGUGGUUUGUUUUCAGAUCCUGCGAUUUAUUGUUUAUAUACAGUUCCCCAAAUAAUGCAUUUCAGAAAAUCUAUUGUUACAAAUUGUACAAAAUUUGGUCUUCGACUGAAACAAGCUAAAAAACUGAAGCCUGUAGAAAUUGAAUUGCUUCUGAUGUGUGUUUGUCUAUCCAAGAAUUAAACAUUUACAUACUUUUAAAAUGCUGUAAUAAUGUAGGCAUGGUUGUAAUACUAUUAAACAGUGAAAAACAUUGAGCAGUGAUGUAUGUAAAUGAAUCAUCUGCUAAUUUUCAGAAAACGUUCAACCAGUAAGACUCCCAAGUUUUUUUAUAUAUAUAUAUAUAUAUAUAAUAUCUUGAAACUCUGGAAUUGAAAUAUAGCAACAUCAUAUACAUGAAUCAGUACUGUAGACCAAAUUAAUGUGCCUAGGUAGAUAGACAACUAAAUCUGUUUUACUUCUUUAAGCAACAGCCCGUAGUUUCUCUAGCCUAAUGUUCAAAAGGAAAAUUAAUGCAAUAAACUUGAUUCAACCAUAA
Molecule: messenger RNA, 2234 nt
Organism: Onychostoma macrolepis
Lineage: Eukaryota; Metazoa; Chordata; Actinopteri; Cypriniformes; Cyprinidae
Gene: ube2j1
Product: ubiquitin-conjugating enzyme E2, J1
Exons: 8
Coding region: 182-1126 (314 amino acids)
Source: RefSeq, a predicted model, not a curated record